CACAACGGAUGCAGAAUAUGCGUGGACAUGUCUCCCCRCACUUCCUGCAUCUGCGCUCUCUGUCCCCGCACUUUUCUCAGCCGUAACAGCUGUUUUAUCCAUUAUUAACAUAUGGUAAUGCAUUUUUCUGAGCCGUYUUUGAACGCACCAUAAGUGUGAGCAUGCUACUCCUGCAGAUGAGAUGACUGAUAGGACCUGCUGUGCUGAGCAGAGCCUCCCGGUGUAAAGAGCAACUAAAACUUGGCACAGUUUUUACCAAACAAACCAUAACAAGGUCAGGGAGGAGACAGACCAGAUAGCCUACAGCAGCAGGGAUCAUAAUGCAGACUUUCCUCAGGAGCCUGAUGUGGACCUCACUGUGACUUGCUGUCUGCUUGACACAGCACGAGGAAAGCCGAAUGUAAUUGUGGGCUUUUGAAAAAGGAAAAACAAAAGAAGAGGCAAGCUUCCCAUCUUUGUUCUUGCCUUAUGAGAGCAUUCUCUGUGGACUUUGCUUCGGCACACUCUGUACUGUUUAGUUACUGCAUGUAUCCACCGCUCUCAGGUGUAGGAGAGGAGUAAAACACAAGGAAGAAAAAAAGAAAUGAAGGGGAAAUAAACAGAGUGAGGCGGCGUAAUUAGUGCUGCUGACUUUGAGCCAGAGUGAGAAAUCAUGAGAAGAGACUUCUGAAGACAACUGAAAAGGCAUUGCAACUAACCUCCGGGACAUUUGCAUGUGUGUGUGUGGAUUUAUGUGCGCACGCCUCUUUCACUUUCAAAAGACUUGAAUUUGUAUUUGGAUGUGGAUUUAGCCAUUCAUUAUGACUCUGCGAGGAGGCUUUAAGAGACUGUGGAAUGGCCGUCACAAAGAUGUUUUCUGCUGGGUGUUGCUGCUGGCUAGUUAUUUCACGAUCACCUUGGCAGCCAAGCCCAAAAUGCCAGGCCACACACACCUCAACUCGAUACGUAUUGAUGGAGACAUAUCUCUGGGUGGCCUUUUCCCUGUGCAUGCGAGGGGGAACGACGGAAAAGCCUGUGGGGAGCUGAAGAAGGAGAAAGGGAUCCACAGGUUGGAGGCCAUGCUAUUUGCCCUGGACCGUAUCAAUAACGACAAUGAGCUGCUGCCUAACAUCACGCUGGGGGCCCGCAUCUUGGACACCUGCUCCCGGGACACCCAUGCUCUGGAGCAGUCGCUGACAUUUGUCCAGGCGCUGAUUGAGAAAGACUCAACCGAUGUCAAGUGUCUCAGUGGAGGGCCGCCUAUUAUCACGAAGCCAGAGAGGGUGGUGGGGGUGAUCGGCGCUUCCUCCAGCUCCGUGUCAAUCAUGGUGGCCAACAUUUUGCGCCUUUUUAAGAUCCCUCAAGUGAGUUACGCUUCCACAGCCCCGGAACUGAGUGAUAACACCCGCUACGACUUCUUCUCCCGUGUAGUUCCUCCAGAUACCUACCAGGCACAGGCUAUGGUAGACAUCGUCAAAGCUAUGCGCUGGAAUUACGUCUCAACGGUAGCUUCAGAGGGAAACUAUGGAGAGAGUGGCGUUGACGCAUUUAUUCAAAAGUCUAGAGAGGAUGGUGAUCUGUGCAUAUCACAGUCUGUGAAAAUUCCACGUGAACCAAGACUCGGAGAGUUUGACAAAAUCAUCCAUCGGCUGAGUGAGAACCCAAAUGCUCGAGUGGUCAUCAUCUUUGCCAAUGAGGAUGACAUCAGGCGUCUUCUUCAAGCAGCUAAAAGAGCUAAUCAAACAGGACAUUUCAUCUGGGUCGGCUCAGACAGCUGGGGAUCCAAAAUUACUCCGAUACUGAACCAUGAAGAAAUGGCAGAAGGUGCCGUCACCAUCCUACCAAAACGRCAAUCUAUUAAAGGUUUUGAUCGAUAUUUUAUCAGUCGAACGUUGGAGAACAACAGAAGGAAUAUCUGGUUUGCAGAGUUUUGGGAGAACAACUUCCAGUGCAAGCUAAGUCGACAUGCUGUGAAGAAAGGAUCUGGCAUCAAAAAGUGUACAAAUCAUGAGCGGAUUGGGAAAGAUUCAUCCUACGAACAGGAGGGGAAGGUCCAAUUUGUAAUAGAUGCCGUUUAUGCCAUGGCUCACGCCCUGCAUAACAUGCACAAAGACCUCUGUCCUGGAAAAGUUGGCCUUUGCUCCAAGAUGGACACCAUAAAUGGCACGCUGCUCCUAAAAUACAUUCGCCAUGUCAACUUUACAGGAAUUGCAGGCACCCCGGUGGUCUUCAAUGUGAAUGGAGAUGCUCCUGGUCGCUAUGAAAUCUACCAAUACCAGAUCAGAAAUAACACCACAGAAUACAARAUCAUCGGGCACUGGACGGAUCAGCUCCAAUUAGAUAUCAGUGAGAUGCAGUGGCCUGGUGGAACACAGGAAGUCCCCUCCUCCAUCUGCAGCCAACCCUGUCACCCCGGCCAGCGUAAGAAAAUAGUGAAGGGGAUUCCAUGUUGCUGGCACUGUGAGAACUGUGAUGGUUACCAGUAUCAGGCAGAUACUUACACCUGCAAGAUGUGCCGCUAUGAUUUGCGUCCCAAUGAAAAUCACACUGAAUGUGUUCCCAUUCCCAUUGUGAAGCUGGAGUGGAGCUCUCCAUGGGCCGUCAUCCCAGUCCUAAUUGCCGUCUUGGGGAUCAUAGCAACUUUGCUGGUGGUCGCCACCUUUGUACGCUACAAUGACACACCCAUUGUCAAGGCAUCGGGUCGAGAACUGAGCUAUGUGCUGCUGACAGGUAUCUUUCUGUGCUACGCUACAACAUUYCUCAUGAUCUCUACCCCUGAUGUGUUCGUGUGCUCCCUUCGAAGAAUUUUCCUUGGCCUGGGGAUGAGUAUAAGCUACGCAGCACUUCUCACCAAGACAAAUCGAAUCUACAGGAUUUUCGAGCAGGGCAAAAUGUCAGUCAGCGCCCCUCGAUUUAUCUCGCCGGCCUCCCAGUUGGUCAUCACAUUCAGUUUGAUUUCAGUGCAGCUGCUUGGAGUGUGCAUCUGGUUCGGUGUGGAUCCGUCACAAGCCAUCAUCGACUACGAGGACCAGCGUACAGCCAAUCCUGACAUGGCCCGAGGUGUUCUGAAAUGUGACAUCUCCGACCUGUCUCUGAUCUGUCUGCUGGGUUACAGCAUGCUCCUGAUGGUCACCUGCACAGUCUACGCUAUAAAAACCAGAGGAGUUCCAGAAACGUUCAAUGAGGCAAAGCCCAUUGGCUUCACCAUGUACACCACUUGCAUUGUAUGGCUAGCCUUCAUCCCCAUAUUCUUUGGGACUUCACAAUCAGCAGAAAAGAUGUAUAUCCAGACUACAACCCUGACGAUCUCUGUCAGCCUCAGUGCAUCAGUCUCUCUGGGAAUGCUCUACAUGCCCAAGGUCUAUGUGGUUCUGUUCCAUCCAGAGCAGAAYGUGCCCAAACGCAAGCGCAGCCUCAAAGCUGUGGUCACUGCAGCCACAAUGUCCAACAAGUUCAACCCCAAAGGAGGCCUGAGGCCAAAUGGAGAGGCCAAGUCUGAACUCUGUGAAAGUCUGGAAACACAAGUGCUGGCCUCGAAGCAGACAUACAUAGGCUACAGUAACCACGCCAUCUAAGGAACUUUGGGAGAGGACCAAAGGCCUGCCGCAGGAGGAAUCACUUGUUUUGAGGGCUUUACUGGAGAACUUUCAAGCUGCUGCAACAAAGAAGAUGGACGUGGAAACAAAGGGGAUUAAUCACUUCAGAAGAAUGCCAAAUUUUUUGGAAGAGAAUAAGGCUCGAAUGCAAUAUUAAUAAAAAGAGAAGAUGGGAGAAGUAAAAGAGCUUGGACAGGUAAUUUUCCUCUUCCCACCCUUUUUGCGACACAAGUGACCAUGUUUUCAGGCAAAGGCUGAAUGGACCACCUGGAUCCUAUAGUUUGUCUUUUUUUCUGAAGCGUACAGCACACAGUUUCAGUCCUCUCCAAGGCUGAAUCAUCUCAUUUCAGCAAAACCAGGGAGUAAGUGUUGUGUUUUCAUUUGUCAAAUGCAGUUGGCAAGUUGGACCAGUAUAAAUCAUGGUAAUUAUAUUUUUGGUUACAGUUCUUAGUUGAGAUGAAAGCUGCAGUACUCUUCAAACUGUACAUGCCUUACUACAGCACACUCAGUAUUCCUUCAUGAACUAAUCACAUGGGAAACACAAAACUAAAGCAGCGGGACUAAUCCCGUUUGUUUUAUAAAUGUUUCAUAAUGAUGACGAUCAUCUUCUGGCAAACCUACUGUACAGUCCCAGUGCAUGCUUAUGGGAGCAUCACGUGUACUGUGCUUUGUUAUCAACGUCUAUGGAAUGCAACAUUUGUCAUGUUUGUCAUUCACCAUAAAGAUGUCAUUUUGAACCCGUUGGGUUUCAUUCAGCUGGAAAAAAGCACACAUAAAGAGCCAAAAUACUCACAAAUUGUUUUAAAUGUCUUUACAUUAUGCUUCAUUCAAAUCAUGACUUGGAGACCUACUAAUGCAUAUGUUCAACAAUAUUGAUUGGUUCCUAUUUGUCUUACACUUUUGGGAGCUUUGGUUAAGCAUACGUUGCAGAMUUGAAAAUUUUAACUUUUGCAGCAUUGAAUAUUUCACAAAGCUUGGACAUCAUAAAGCCCUGUCUACACAACUCCAAACGAUAAAACUUUUUUUUCUGUCUUUAUAAAAAAAAUUCUCUGGCUACAUUAAUCUAAUAGAAACACCCAAACUAUGCCACUAGGUGUCAAGAAUGUCCAAAUUAAUGACAUGUCAAACUACAGAGUAAGAACAUUAUUAGCUUAAUUCAAGAUUCUCCUAAACCUUGUUUUUUUAUGAUAAUAUUUGCUGUUUCCUCUCAGUUUUUAACAUUUUCAGCACAUGAUCAGAGUUUAAUGGUGAAAUUGUGGUUUUAGGACACAAACUCAUUGGGCCUCAUGCAAGAACAUGUUCAUAUUCUUAUCCUAAAUUUCUCUUACUUUUGUUCGUACGA
Austrofundulus limnaeus is the source of this 4917-nucleotide messenger RNA. RefSeq names its product metabotropic glutamate receptor 4. Bases 801 to 3554 code for a protein of 917 amino acids. Gene Ontology annotation, biological process: G protein-coupled receptor signaling pathway. The transcript is spliced from 12 exons. The record is from RefSeq and is a predicted model, not a curated record. Lineage: Eukaryota; Metazoa; Chordata; Actinopteri; Cyprinodontiformes; Rivulidae. Gene Ontology annotation, cellular component: membrane. Gene Ontology annotation, molecular function: G protein-coupled receptor activity.